Messenger RNA from Cyclocybe aegerita, 891 nucleotides. NCBI's taxonomy places the organism in Eukaryota, Fungi, Basidiomycota, Agaricomycetes, Agaricales, Hemipholiotaceae. The record is from the annotation of a GenBank genome assembly.
AUGGACAUGCAACUCAGCGAAAAGGCCAAAGGAAAGCAGCGGGCAGUCGAGCCUCCGACCAACGACCAGGUCGAGGAGGGUCCGAGCACACAAGCCGAGGACAAGCCACGAGACCUCGUCGUGCGGUUCACCGAGGGGGCGCCUGACCUCACGCUCUCCGUUAGCAAGCAGGAUACCGUGCGGGAUGUCAAGCGACAUAUUAGAGAUAUACGACCUGGGCUGCAGAACCACCGACUACGACUUAUCCACUCUGGACGGCUGCUUACCGACGGCACACUUCUCUACACAUUUCUUACAUCUUUGGAGGAACGCCAGAAACGGGUAAAGACCGACCAUGCUAGCGUCGCCGCAGUUAAAUCCGCCACGACCUGGAUUCAUUGUUCUGUUGGACCGCAGCUGGCACUUGGAGAAGCGGAGGACGAUAGCAAGCCUCAAACCGCCCAAAUCCAACCCGCUCGAGGUUUCGAUAGACUUGCCUCUGUCGGAUUCUCCCAAGACGACAUUGAGAACUUCAGACGGCAAUUCCACAGCCAAUCCUCCGCAAACUACCUCGACGACGACUUCGCAACUGAAGAAGAAUAUGACGAACACGCUCGCGCCCUCGAAGAACAAUGGAUCGACUCAAUGGACAACGCUGGCUCAGCCGCCCUCUCACAAAACAACUCAUCGAGCUCGACCGUUCUCCAAGGCGUGCUCAUGGGUUUCUUCUUCCCGUUCAUCCCGUUCUUCUUCAUACGGACGCAGAAGCCGCCUGUAUUUUGGGAAGAUGGCAGCGAGCAAGAGCCCACGUCGAACGUGAUAUUCUCGCGGCGUAUGUCAAUGGGCCUCGUCGUUGGCUUCCUUGUGAACAUUCUCUUCGGGAUGUGGCGUUACUUGCUUGACACUUCGUAG